Messenger RNA from Rubroshorea leprosula, 968 nucleotides. NCBI's taxonomy places the organism in Eukaryota, Viridiplantae, Streptophyta, Magnoliopsida, Malvales, Dipterocarpaceae. The record is from the annotation of a GenBank genome assembly.
GCAAAUUAUGUGCCUAAUUGGUUCUAAAUUUUCACAGACGCCAGGAUUGAACAUCAUUACAGAGUAUAUAAUUGGGUAUAUAUAUCCAGGAUACCCAAUUGCUAAUAUGUGCUUCAAGGUUUAUGGUUACAUAAGCAUGACACAGGCUGUCACUUUCUUGCAAGACUUCAAACUUGGUCACUACAUGAAAAUUCCUCCUAGAACAAUGUUCAUGGCACAGAUUGUUGGCACUUUGAUUGCCGGCUUUGUGUACCUUGGCACAGCAUGGUGGCUGUUGGAGACCAUCUCUGAUAUAUGUGAAACAACAGCCUCCAACAGCGUCUGGACGUGUCCUAGUGACACUGUGUUCUAUGAUGCUUCUGUCAUAUGGGGCCUAAUAGGGCCUCGCCGGAUUUUUGGUGAUUUGGGAUAUUAUGAGGCUGUCAACUGGUACUUUCUAGGCGGGGCAAUUGCUCCUCUGCUUGUAUGGCUGGCCGCUAAGGCAUUCCCUCAACAAGAAUGGAUCAGGCUCAUCAACAUGCCUGUCAUGCUUGGUGCCACUGGAAUGAUGCCACCAGCUACUGCAGUAAACUACACUGCUUGGAUCAUUGUAGGCUUUCUAUCUGGAUUUGUUGUGUACAGAUAUCGACCAGACUUAUGGCAAAAAUACAAUUAUGUUCUUUCCGGGGGCCUGGAUGCUGGCCUUGCCUUCAUGGGAGUGCUUAUAUAUCUGUGCUUGGGGCUAGAAGACAUUAGCUUGAAUUGGUGGGGGAAUGAUCUUGAUGGAUGUCCAUUGGCAAGCUGCCCUACAGCCAAGGGAGUUGUAGUUGAAGGCUGUCCAGUAGUCUACUAGAGAUGUUUCAACUUUCAACAAUAGAAGAUAUCAAUUUCUUUGACACAAAUCAAAAUUGCUAUGUAAUUAAUGAACACCCUUUGUUCUCUCUUCACGAAUUGGGUAAAAGAUGAAUUAAUAAUUGAUAUUUUUAGUU